Messenger RNA from Xenopus laevis (African clawed frog), 1798 nucleotides. RefSeq names its product zinc finger protein 740 L homeolog (gene znf740.L). The record is from RefSeq and is a predicted model, not a curated record. The coding region runs from base 277 to 933 and encodes 218 amino acids. Gene Ontology annotation, biological process: regulation of transcription by RNA polymerase II. Gene Ontology annotation, molecular function: DNA-binding transcription factor activity, RNA polymerase II-specific; RNA polymerase II cis-regulatory region sequence-specific DNA binding. NCBI's taxonomy places the organism in Eukaryota, Metazoa, Chordata, Amphibia, Anura, Pipidae. The transcript is spliced from 7 exons. Gene Ontology annotation, cellular component: nucleus.
GAUUUCGUUUUUUUGUUCAUUCCGGACGUGCGUGUAGGAGAGAAUGUAGUUUGGGGGGGGGACACUCUUUCCAUAUUGUGGCGUUGCUCCUCCCUUAUUGGGAUGUAGUUUCGGAGUAAAUAACUAAUGGCUGGCCUUCAGUCGGCUGCUUAUUGAUGUAUUGUGUGUCAUAGUAGCACCGUAGUCUCCGCCGCCUCCUCUUGAUGCAGCCUGAAAUUUAGCUAGAGGCCCGCCGCAGCACUUUACAAAUCAAGACGGGCAAAAUAAGAAAAAGCCAUGCAACAUACAGAAGCAAGUCGAAACAAACGGCCAGAGGGCUCUGCUCGUGAGCGAAGUUCAAGUUCAAUUAAGAAUCGCCUUGCGAGCUGCCAGACUAUUUCUGGGCUGGGGUUGCUGGAUAGAGAAACUAGCAAGACACUGGGAAUGCUAAGUGCACUAUCCCGAACAAUCAAGACUGAAGAUGAUGAUGAGGAUGAUGUGGCGGAACUUUCAGAAGAAGAGCAAAAGAGCUGCUCCAAGCCGGCUCAGCAGAAAGAGACUGAUCUUCUUGAUCCAAGCCAGACCUCAUUGACUAAUCAAGCCAGUAAAAGCCAUAAGAAGGCAUUUCUUACCGAUGAGAAUGCUUCAUAUUCAUUUAAUAUGCACAGGAGUUAUAUCUGUGAGCACUGUUAUGGGGCCUUCAGGAGUAGCUACCACCUCAAAAGACACCAAUAUAUUCACACAGGUGAGAGGCCAUAUGAAUGUGACAUGUGUGAAAUGAAGUUCAUUCAGAAGUAUCACCUGGAUAGACACAAACGAGUUCAUAGUGGGGAAAAGCCAUAUCAGUGUGAGCGUUGCCAACAGGCCUUCUCACGGACUGACAGACUUCUGAGACACAAAAGGAUGUGCCAAGGGUGUCAGUCUAAAAUCGGGGAGACAGAUUUUAUGUUGUAGUUUGGGAAUUUGUAUGCAUCAUCCUGUAGCUUGGAGACCCAACAUUUCUUUAUUCCAUUCAGGACAGAUUUAUCGUAGGCUCUGGUGUUUUCGGAACACCACAAAAAGAUGGUGAAGAGACACGACUCCUUAACAGAGUGAUUUCUCUCCUCUUAAACACAUGUGCUUGUUCUUAUUCAAAUACAGAAUAAGAAUUUUAACUGCGAGUCUUGGACCUUCAAGCCCAGUUCCAAAAGUCAUAAAUGUGGCCCUCCAGUGGAGCAGAUGUAUUAUUCCCGGGCCUCGGUGACUCAGCUACUGUCCCCUUUUAUUUCUCGCUGAAUCAGUGUCCGUUUUCUAAGUAACAUUUUUAGAACUUACAUUUGAGGGAAAAUCCCUAAGUUUAAUGUAAAUCUCUUUAUAUUGUUAUUUGAUUUUUAUAUAUCAUAAUGAUCUCAUGAUUGUUUUAAUGGGACCAAUAGUUUGAGAUUUUUUGUUUUGUACCAUCUGGUAAUCUGAUUUUUUUUUUUUUGUAAUUGUGAUAAAUAUUAGCAGGACAGGAAACUGAAGCCUCUGAAACAGGGUAGUGACGGUUGAUUGAGUUGUUGUCCUUAUAUAUAUUGUGUGAAUUCAUUUCGCACUGGGAUAUUUCCACACCCAUUAGUAACAAUUUAUCAGUUAAUUCUUAAAAUGAAAGAAUUAGUUUUGAGGCCUGCAGUCCACUAACACCACACUAACAGGUUACAUGGGAAUUUCACCUUGCAAUAAACAUUUAGGGGCCGAUUCACUAACUUCGAGUGAAGGAUUCGAAGUAAAAAAACUUUGAAUUUCAAAGUGUUUUUUGGGCUACUUCGACCAUCGAAUGGACUACUACGACUUCGAAUCG